Molecule: messenger RNA, 1751 nt
Organism: Clarias gariepinus (North African catfish)
Lineage: Eukaryota; Metazoa; Chordata; Actinopteri; Siluriformes; Clariidae
Product: E3 ubiquitin-protein ligase TRIM39-like
Exons: 6
Coding region: 42-1679 (545 amino acids)
Molecular function (GO): protein binding; zinc ion binding
Source: RefSeq, a predicted model, not a curated record
UUUGUGGUUUAAAUUCUCUUAUUAUUUCUCCUGUGUCAGUCAUGGCUUCCUCCAGCAGUGUCCUGAGUGAAGAUCAGCUCCAGUGCUCCAUCUGUCUGGAUGUGUUCACUGAUCCAGUCUCUACUCCAUGUGGACACAACUACUGUAUGAUCUGUCUCAACGAGUUCUGGGACAGCAGUUCACACUGCCAGUGUCCGGUGUGUAAAACGACUUUUGCAAAAAGACCUGAGUUAUGUGUAAAUACGUUCAUCUCUGGACUGGCUGCUCCAUUUAAGAAGUCAGUUCAGGUGAAAUCCAGAGGUGCUGCAGAUCAGGUUUCCCCCAAUGCUAAAAAGGUUUUGUGUGUCUACUGCACUGAGGACAAGCUGGAGGCUCUAAAGUCCUGUCUGCACUGUGGAGUUUCUUUCUGUAACACACACCUUAUACCUCAUAAAACUACAGCUAAACUCAUGAAACACAAACUAAUGCAGGCUGUGGAGAACCUGGAGGACUACAUCUGCCAGAAACAUGAGCGACCACUGGAGCUGUUCUGUAGAGAUGACCAGAUGUAUGUCUGUCAGUUCUGUACUGAGGGAGACCACAGAACUCACAACACUGUUCCUAUAGAGGAGGAGAGUGCAGAGAAAAAGACAGAGUUGAAAAAGACACAAGCAGAAGUUCAACAGAUGAUCCAGGAGAGACUGACAAAGAUUAAGGACAUUGAACACUCUACAGGACUUAAUAAAAAAAACAGAGAGAAGGAGAAAGCAGAUGUUGUGGAGAUCUUCAGUGCUCUGAUGCGCUGCAUUAGGAGAAGACAGGCUGAGCUGCUUAAGGUGAUGGAGGAGAAGCAGAAAGCAGCAGAGAGGCAGGCUGAAGAGUUCAUUAAAGAUCUGGAGCAGGAAAUCACUGAGCUAAAGAGGAGAAACACUGAGCUGGAGCAGCUCUCACACACUGAGGAUCACCUCCACCUCCUACAGAUUUACCCGUCACUGUGCAGCCCUCCACACACCCAGGACUGGACUGAUGUCACCAUUAACUCUCAUCCGAAUGUGGAGAGUUUGAGGAGAGUGCUGGCUCAGAUUCAACAAUCUCUCAGUGAGGAAAUGGAGAAGCUUGAUGAGACUGAACUGAAGAGAAUUCAACAAUAUGCAGUGGAUGUGACUCUGGAUCCUGAUACAGCUGAUCCUUGUCUCAUCCUGUCUGAUGAUGGGAAACAAGUUACACGUGGAGACUCAGAAGACAAUCUCCCUGAUAAUCCAGAGAGGUUUGAUGAUUAUGCCUGUGUGCUGGGAAAGGAGGGAUUCUCCUCAGGGAGAUUUUACUAUGAGGUUCAGGUCAGAGGGAAGACUGAGUGGGAUUUAGGAGUGGUCAGAGAGUCCAUUAACAGGAAAGGGGAGAUUACACUCAGUCCUGAAGAUGGAUAUUGGUGUAUUUCUUUGGAAAAUGAAUCGGAUUGUUCAGCAUGUGACUCUUCCUCUACCUCCCUCUCCUUAAAACAGGCUCCUCAGAAGGUGGGGGUGUUUGUGGAUUAUGAGAAGGGUCUGAUCUCCUUCUAUGAUGUUGAUGCAAAGUCUCAUAUCUACUCUUUCACUGGUCAGACUUUCACUGAGAAACUUUAUCCAUUAUUUAGUCCUGGUCUGAAUGAUGAAGUUAAAAAUUCAGCACCACUAAUCAUCUGUCCUGUUAGUCAAAUAUAAUAUGAUGUUUUUUUGUAUAUUAAAAAAAGAAUCACAUCCAAUUGUUUUUUUUUUUUUAUUUACUUGCAUUUU